This is a messenger RNA of Syngnathus typhle (broad-nosed pipefish), 2514 nucleotides long. RefSeq lists its product as uncharacterized. The record is from RefSeq and is a predicted model, not a curated record. The transcript is spliced from 11 exons. Bases 97 to 1230 code for a protein of 377 amino acids. NCBI's taxonomy places the organism in Eukaryota, Metazoa, Chordata, Actinopteri, Syngnathiformes, Syngnathidae.
AAACGACUGGUUCAUUGACAUCACGAUUCGUCUUUAUUUCAUUUUCUUCACUCCGCGUAUCUGUCGUCUGCUUAGAUUUAUAUAACUAUAUUUAAGAUGAAGAAAAAAACCGACGCUAAACCCGGUGCUGCUAGAAAGGAAGCAGAAAAGGAAGGACAACACAGCAAAGCAGAGUUUAAAAGCCAACCUUCUCAAAGCUCUUUGCUCAUGAACAUUGGAAAGUGUUUGCUUUUAAUCAUCAUCAUCCCGCCAUUCCUGAACUAUGCAUCGCUGCAAAGAGAAGGACAGAUGCUGCUGCCAAAAGAUGGGCAGAUUGUAGAUGUCGGCUUGGGUCAACAGAUGCAUCUCUUGUGUAAAGGACAGGGAAAACCAGUUGUUAUACUAGAUGCACCCACUGGAAUGUCCUCAGACAUUUGGUUUUAUGUCCAAGAGAGUGUUGCCACGUUCACAAAGGUUUGUACCUACGACCGAAUGGGAUUGGGUUUUAGCAAGCGUCUGAUGCAGAAUGAAACCAUGGGAACUGAGAAAGUUUGGGGCGUUUCUACAACUGGACGGAUGGUGGACGAUCUGCACCGCUUGCUGCUUGCCGCCGAGAUUACCAUGCCUUUAAUAUUGGUUGGCUCAGAGAUUGGCACGCUCAACAGCAGGUUCUACAGUCACAUACAUGAUGCGCAAGUAACAGACCUGGUGUUGAUAGAUCCUAUUCCAGAAGACAUUUUUGAAGAGGAGCAGUGGAAAGACUACUGGUAUGGUAAGCUGCUGCCAUCCCUUCAAGCCAAGCAGUUUUCAGCAGCUUCCGGGCUGAGCCGCUUGCUGAUUAUCCUGGGAGCCAUUGAACCAACUAUCAAAGAAAAUGUCUCAGAGGAGAUCAUCCAGAGGCAGAAAUACCUUUUAAGUAACCCUGCCCAUCAGAGUAGUGCUGUGGAUGAACAUUACUUUCUGAAUGAAAGUGCAGCUCAAGUAAGGGACAUUACACGAUAUAAGCCCCUCUCAAGCAGGACCUCUGUAAGUGUGAUCACUGGGGAUUCCUUUGACCAGCAAAUCCCAAAUCACCUAAAUCAAAUGGUAUCUAAGCUUCAAAAGAAGUUUCUGGAGGAGUCCUACCCAUCAGUCGAUCACGUUCACAUAAAAGGAGUAGACCGUCGAAUGAUCUACAAGAAGCCAUCUGCCAUCAGCCAGUACCUCAAGAAGCUAGUCAGCCAGCGACAAGCCAAACAGCACAGCCACUGACCCACGGCCAAGAUAUAAAUAUAAAAGAAACUGUAUGAAAUGUUGUAUAAUUACCCUGGAAAACAUUCAAGAUAUCGUUUUGCUUCCCCCCUCCAGCAUAAUGUCCAGAUUAUCUACAAGACCAGUGAAGAUUGUCAUGUAGUCAAUUUUACAUUUUUUUUUUCACCCCCGCAACUACUUUUGCUAUGUUGCGAGCUUCAGUUGGGGAUAACUGGAGGGUAUUCAGUUUGAUAAAAUAUUUGCUGUCUUCAUUGGACUCAGGAAAUCUUAUCAUCUGUUGUUAUUCCAGUCCCUGAUUGGCCAAUACCAGAAAUAAGCAUUUGCUUCUUAUCAUUGAAAUGGCCACACACUUCAUUGCUCAACCUGAUAUUUUGACAUCAUGCAGUUGUGUUAAUAUGCUGAAAUGAAAUAACCAUAGGCUAAAGUAUGUACAGCGGAUACAUUAAGUCUAGACACGUUUUCAAAUGCCAGGUUAAAAGAUUAGAUGCAGACAAAUCAUUUUAAAACUUUCCACCAUUGUGAUCCAGAGCCUGUACAACAGAAUCCCCCCCCCCCCCACCUCCCCUACCCUCCUAAGGACAAGAGAUAUAACUGUUAAAGUUGCAGUUGCAGAAGUGUACACACCCUUUUAAAACUGGAUGUGAUUUGCUCAGAAACAACUAAAGACAUUCAAACUUGUGUUAAAUUAGUCAGCACACACCUGCUACCAUUUAAAGUGGCAUUGAUAAAUCUCAAAUAAAGCCAAGAUUUUCUAGUAAAAAACAACAAACACCGGAAAUCUCACACAGGUACGUGAAAAAUUUGUUACGGUUCAAUGGGAAAAGCUUACAGGAGCACUUGAUCUAUUUAGGGUUAAUCAGAGGCACUCUAAAUGGGUGUGCUGACUCCCAUUUAGAAUGAUUUUGACUGCCACAUUCACAAUUAUAAGAGACACUUGUCCAGCAACACUAUCUGUUUUCCUUGUCCCUGUAAAAGAUUUGUUUUCAUUGAGUUGUACAGCUUACAGCUCACAUAAAUGGUGGAAACAGUUUUUACAUACUUUUCUUGAUUUGAUAAUAUCACGCCACAAGUCGAGAUGGAUAAUUGCAUUCACUAAUUUAACAGAAUUUAACAGAAUAAAUAUUGUGAAUUUUUGUACUGCAAUUGUUUUGUUUACAAUUUAAGAUGUAAAUGAACUUAUCGCAAACAAAAGCUGAAUGUGUGAAAAAAAGCAGACAUCAGUAGUUCAUCCUGAGGAUUUAAGUUUAAUUAUGACACCACAUCAAAAUAAAAAUUUCCAACAGA